GACAGACGUCUAAUUUACAGCUGCGGUGGAUUGACUUUUAAGUGCGUUAUCAUGGAAUGCUCGUUGUUGGGCGCAUGGGAGUGGGUCCCUCACAAGUCAAGAGUCUUUCUCAAGUCUUUCUGGAUCGAUUCACCACCUACCAGAGAUACAGAGAAGUCUUUCUUGGAUUUGGGUUUUUCUUUCUUCCUUUAUUAAUUCAUUCUUUUAAGAAUUGGAUUUUUUCAGAGCUGAAAUAGCAGAUGAAUUUCUGCAAUAGAUGGCGGUUCUUCGUUAAAAGGCGUUUGAAGUGAGUUAUCUGAAAUUGGGUCUCAAAAUAAGAAGGGAUAUCGGGGUUUUAAGUCUUUUGGAGCUAUGAAGUGUUUCCAUUUUUCCAAUGGAGAGAAGAAGGAGGAGCCAACAGCUGCAAAGUCCAAAUCCGCUCAGUCUUACAGCACUGAAAUGUCCGAUCAUGAUGUGAGGAGAUCUGGGUCAGAGUCCAGCUCCCAGAAUGUUUCAGACAUGAGUACUGAAUCUUUGGGGAGGAUUCCAUUCCAAAGUUUAUCUCAGAGGCCAAACAAUCUCAGGGUGUUCACUUUUUCGGAAUUAAAGGUUGCUACAAGGAAUUUCAGCCGCUCACUUUUGAUUGGGGAAGGUGGGUUUGGGUGUGUUUAUAGGGGCACAGUCAGGAGUUCUGAGAAUCCCCAUGGCAGGCUUGAUGUUGCUGUUAAAAAGUUGAACAGAAAAGGACUACAGGGGCACAAAGAAUGGGUGACAGAAGUAAAUGUUCUUGGAGUAGUUGAGCAUCCAAACCUUGUCAAACUAGUGGGGUAUUGUGCUGAAGAUGAUGAAAGAGGAAUCCAACGACUUCUGAUUUAUGAAUUUAUGCCCAACAAAAGUGUAGAGGACCAUUUAUCAACUCGAUUCCCCACAAGUCUUUCAUGGGCCAUGAGACUAAAAAUUGCCCUGGAUGCUGCCCGUGGCUUAACAUAUCUCCAUGAAGGAAUGGAUUUUCAGAUCAUCUUCCGGGAUUUGAAAAGUUCAAACAUUCUCCUAGAUGAACGCUGGAAUGCAAAGUUGUCAGACUUUGGGUUGGCUAGACAGGGACCAGCUGAAGGACUAACUCACGUCUCUACUGCGGCUGUAGGAACGAUCGGGUAUGCAGCUCCUGAAUAUGUUCAAACUGGACGGCUUACGGCCAAAUGCGAUGUGUGGAGCUAUGGGGUUUUCCUUUACGAACUGAUCACAGGCAGGCGGCCUUUGGACCGUAACCGCCCAAAAAAUGAACAAAAGCUCUUAGAGUGGGUCAAACCAUACAUAUUGGACACAAAGAAAUUUCCUAUGAUUUUGGACCCAAGGCUCCAAGGUCAGUACUCCUUGAAGUCUGCCUUGAAGCUCUCUAUGGUUGCAAACAAAUGCUUUGUGCGGCAUGCUAAGUCCCGCCCCAAGAUGAGCGAAGUGUUGGAGAUGGUGAAGCAGAUCGUGGAGGGGUUGGAGAUGGGGAACCCUCAACAUCACCCCCCUAUCAAGAAUUCUGCUUCAAAAGAUUCUUCUCUGGAUGAAUCCAAAACCAGAGGGGUCAAGUUGAACAGUGGGGUUGCUGAUUGGAGAAAGGGAGAGAGCGGGCCGUCUGUCUGGCGAGCAUGGACCCCGAAGGUUGUAAGGACGUGCUGAUAGGAAUGAGAUGGGUAGGUAUGAACAGCUUUCUUUCCAAGGAAUUAUAGACUACUGAUGCAUUAAAAUGUGUAGCUUUCUGAUGCACCAGCCUGUGCGAAAAGCUGGGUCUAUGAUCUCAUGAUCCAGACCAUUGAUCUGAUGGGCUGAACAGUGGACGGGAGAUGCUCCAGAAAUAAAGCCAGAGAAUUGAUGUUUAGGAUCUUCAAAUCUCGUAUACUUUCAACGCAUCCCUCAUUAACAGGAGGGCCUAUCAGAUGACAGUCUGGAUUCCUAAACCAUGGCACCACUUGUAGGGGCUGCACGUCAAGAUACUACAUAUAUGGAUGCGUUAAGGACUCAAUAAGUACUCUCUUUUACGGCUUGGCAGAGAAGUUAUGGUAUAUGGACACAUUGUAAUUAUACAAAAUGAUUUGUUAUACCAUCUAUGUAUUUUGAGCA
This is a messenger RNA of Magnolia sinica, 2091 nucleotides long. RefSeq names its product serine/threonine-protein kinase PCRK1-like. The transcript has 5 exons. The coding region runs from base 352 to 1650 and encodes 432 amino acids. Lineage: Eukaryota; Viridiplantae; Streptophyta; Magnoliopsida; Magnoliales; Magnoliaceae. The record is from RefSeq and is a predicted model, not a curated record. Gene Ontology annotation, molecular function: ATP binding; protein kinase activity. Gene Ontology annotation, biological process: protein phosphorylation.